GGACGUGGAUGUAAGCGUGAUCGGGAAGGACUGGGGUGCACACGCACACUAGACAAAGAAGCAUCGGGGUCCUGAGGGAUGGGGCUCACCACGGGGCCGAACGGAGCUCGUGCAGCCCCUCAGAAAAGCUUGCGUCGAGUGUGGCAGCGGGGAGGUCGGGACUCAAAGGUAAAGCAUCGGGGGGGCACGAUGGAGGGCGAGCACAGCGCGCCCGCCUCCAGUGCCAGCAGCAGCACGGGUACCAGUACCUCCACCACAAACUCAACGGGCUCCACGGCCAGCUCCACCAGCAGUGGAAGACAAGCCAUUCCCCAGAUAUCUGUGUACAGCGGCAUUCCUGACAGACAAACUGUGCAGGUGAUCCAGCAGGCCUUGCAGCGGCAGCCCAACACAGCGGCGCAGUACCUGCAGCAGAUGUAUGCGGCUCAACAGCAACAUCUGAUGCUACAGACGGCCGCAUUACAGCAGCAGCACCUCAGUACAGCGCAGCUGCAGAGUCUGGCAGCGGUGCAGCAGGCUAGUUUUGCAGCCGGUAGACAGAGUUCAAACCAGAACGGGACCUCUUCUACUCAGAGCGGACCGUCGCAGACCACAAUUAAUUUAACCACUUCCCCCGCCGCUGCUCAGUUGAUCAGUCGCGCUCAGAGCAUAAACUCCGCCCCCUCUGGGAUCUCCCAGCAAGCUGUGUUGCUAGGCAAUGCAUCCAGCUCCACCUUGACAGCGAGCCAAGCCCAGAUGUACCUGCGGGCACAGAUGGCUCAGCAAAGCAACCUGGUACAUGUGGCCAGGAGUCUGGGCCGAGCCGUUCCUCUCUCCUCACAGCUGAUCCUCGCACCUACAGCCACAGUAACCGCUCUGCAGUCCGACACUAAUGCAGUCAACAGCACACAAUCUGCAUCUGCACAGGUACAAAAUCUCACCUUGCGCAACCAGCAGGGGGCGUCUUCCACCUCUGCGGGCCUUCAGGCUCUGAGUUUAAAGCAGACCCCGGUCUCCAUCCAACCCACCCCGCUCAUCAAGACCCCCAGCUCAGGUGCCGGAGCCGGGAGGAGCAACCUGACCACGGCUUCCUCAGAGGACAAGAAGAAAGGAGAGAUUGAAGCACAGACGGAAAUGAAAGCGUUGAACAUGAGCCGUAGUGUCUCCUCUUCACAUCACCUGAUCGCACCAGCGUACGCUCAGAUCCAGCCCCAGGCCCUGAUUAAACAACAGCCUCAACAGUUUAUCAUUCAUCCACAAGCCCCGCCCACUUCCAGAACCCAGCCCCAAUUACUACAGACCGCCUCCGUCCAGCCUCACCAACAAACAGCCUCGUUGACCAUCCAGAACACCACCCAGACCACCACCAUAGCAGGGAUCAUUCCGGUUCUCCCCAAACCGGCACUUUACACCCAGGGAUCAACGCAAAGUCAACAUGCUACCAUCUUCCAUUCCACCAUUAGCCAUCAUGGCAUCAGUCAACAUGGCUCUCACUCGGGCCUGGCGCACGCCAAAGCGCAACCGGUGCAGCUGACAGCCAUCAACCUUCAGAUCCAACCCGCACAAAGCCAGGCUUCAAGACUAGCUCAGGAUGAUAAGGAUAAACCCACAUCUUUGGUUUUAAGAGAGAUUUGCCCACCGGUGCAAGUGCAUCCGACUACAACAUCCCAGGGCACAGACCCUCCAGAACAACCCAAAGCUGAAACUGCUAACGCUACGUCUCAAACGCAAGCCUCCGUGGAGACCGCGCGCGAACCCGCGGGAGCGCAGGUGACCCCGGCCAUGACCUCGGGAGCCUCGAACGAGCCGCCGGCAGUCGUGACUGGAAGCGCACCGCAAAACGGCGAGAACAAACCGCCUCAGGCCAUAGUAAAGCCGCACGUGCUGACGCAUGUCAUCGAGGGCUUUGUUAUCCAGGAGGGAGCCGAGCCAUUUCCAGUGGAGAGACCUCCUGUUCGGGCAGACAGCCCCAAGAAACCAGACACUCAGCUUCCCUCUGAUCCAGAGAAAACCACCAGCAGUAAUUCCUUCAGUGCCACAAACUCAGACGCAGAGGAGACUGGACCACAAGACACAAUAGCUCAGGAGGAGCCGGACGAGCCCAAGCUCACCUGUGAACUCUGUGGAUGGGUCGAUUUUGCCUACAAAUUUAGGGGGUCAAAACGGUUCUGUUCCAUGGUCUGUGCUAAAAGGUACAAUGUUGGUUGCACAAAGCGGAUUGGUCUGUUCCACCCGGACAGAACUAAAACAGCCAAUCGGUGGAGGAGGAGAUCUCACAGUCACAGAGGCAGGGAGGCCAAAAAACAGAGGCUCUCUGUGUCUCAGCAAUCUCAGGGCGAAUCUGUGUCCUCGCCACUUCAAUCGCAGCCCAGUCAAGGAGAAUCCAGCCCCUGUUCAGAUAUCUCCAGCUAUGAGGAGGCAACGUCUCCGCUCUCAGCAGCCAGUUCUGGACCAAUCGGGUCUCAGGGUGGGGUCGUCGCUAAUGAUCCCGAAGAACUUCCUCUCCUCCGUCAGCACUUCCUGCCGUGUGACCCCACCAAAUGGAACGUGCAAGAGGUGUUUGAGUUUAUCCGCUCUUUGCCCGGUUGCCAGGAGAUUGCAGAUGAGUUUCGUUCUCAGGAGAUCGACGGACAGGCCAUGCUGCUAUUGAAGGAAGACCACCUAAUGAGUGCCAUGAAUAUUAAAUUGGGACCCGCCCUGAAGAUCUUCGCCCGCAUAAACAUGCUAAAAGAUUCCUAGUCUAAACUUGACACCCCAACUGCACUACAACAUUUUUAAAAUAUAUAUAAAUAAAUACAGUAUAUCUUUGUGAAGUGUAAACCUGCACGUCCUCGUCACAAGAACUGAAGUGAAUUCAGGCAGAAAAUGACUGGCCUACCUAUGAAGAAUCGCACAAAUGAUUUAUACCAAAUGGGUGGAUCGUAAAUUGAUUUAAAAAAUGAUGGCUCAGAGAUUUGUGACUAGCGGGUGAUGUGGCUUAACCUGGUGCUCAUAAAUAUUUGUGUAUUGAAGAUGAAACGCGUCUGAAGCCCGAACAGAACCAUGAUGUGGGUUCAUAAUCCCACAUUCUGCAACAGAUACUGUAUAUCUGAACUGUACAUUAUUUUUUAUUGUUUUCAGGUAUGACUUUUAUUCUCACGUCUUAUUGUACAUGGCAGAUGCUUUUGUAUAAAUGUUGAAGUAAAUUAUUCUUACCUUUGUGUGUGAGUACUUGUUACAGGGUUGUAUCGCAGCAAAUCGGUGCUAUUUAUCUGUCACGGUUGCUUUCAGAAAGCUUGAAUAAUAGAAGCACAGAAACAUUAUUCAGUUUUGAACCUAAAAAAGUAUGCCAACAGUUUGGAAACGUUCCUGUCAGCGUCACCUCAUGCUGUGUGUCAGUACAGACAUGCUCAAUCCUUCUUAACCUGGUUCUGAGAUGCACAUGAGAUUGUAUUUAACUUGGACAUUGAUGAUGCUGUGUGGUUUAAAUCGUGCUCGGAUUUGUCAUUGUAUGUUGAUAGGAUUGUGAUGUGUUUUUGUUUAGUACAAUGCUUUGUGAAAUGCCUGUAUUUAUCAGAUGAAUCAAAUUUGUAAUAUAACAUUUUUUAAUGAAG
This is a messenger RNA of Triplophysa rosa, 3572 nucleotides long. RefSeq names its product polyhomeotic homolog 2b (Drosophila) (gene phc2b). The record is from RefSeq and is a predicted model, not a curated record. Bases 79 to 2718 code for a protein of 879 amino acids. Gene Ontology annotation, cellular component: nucleus; PRC1 complex. The transcript is spliced from 15 exons. Gene Ontology annotation, molecular function: zinc ion binding; protein binding. Lineage: Eukaryota; Metazoa; Chordata; Actinopteri; Cypriniformes; Nemacheilidae.